This is a messenger RNA of Mycena indigotica, 747 nucleotides long. RefSeq lists its product as uncharacterized. The transcript is spliced from 5 exons. NCBI's taxonomy places the organism in Eukaryota, Fungi, Basidiomycota, Agaricomycetes, Agaricales, Mycenaceae. The record is from RefSeq and is a predicted model, not a curated record. Bases 1 to 747 code for a protein of 248 amino acids.
AUGUCCGCACAAGAUGAACCUGAACAGCCUGAGGCUGAACAACCCUUCCCAAGUGGACACAAGUUCCUCAUCUCUCAGCGCGCCGCCAAGCUCGGGUGGGACUUUUUCUACUUCAACUUCUACAGCUUCCCUGCGCUCUUUAUGGCCGGCGGUUGGAACCUCAAGCGUCAUCUCGGGAUGACGGCGCAGACGUUCUACCGCUGGCUGGACAUCGCGCUGGCGGUGCCCAGUGGCUCGCAGACGUUCGAGCUCCGCCCAGUCGAGGUCGUCCUGAUCGACAUCGCGCGCUACAUCUACACGGGCAACGCCGGCCCGCCGGUCCUCCGGGACUCCGACGCCGUGCUGCGCCCGGGCGCAUAUGCGCCGUUUUUCCCGCGCCCGACGGUGGCGGAGGGGCUGCGGCUGUACACGGGUUUCGUGGGCGAGAACAGCACCCCGGGGAUGCUCGCGUUCAGCGAUUUUUUCGAGGAGUUGGAUGAGCCCUUCAGAGGUGAUGCAACGCGGGACAAGCCGCCCUCCGCGCCGGAAUCGUUCCCCAGCUAUAAGAACAAUGCCCUGCUGACGGACGGAAUCAGGCGCGAAGUCGAGGCGAGGGAUGGAGGGCGCUGCUUCUUCACGGGCCGCACUGCCAGUGACCGGCCGACGAAGCUGACGUGGAUCGUGCCCGACACCGUCAGCUCUCCCGCCUUCAUGACGCCCCACGUGAUGCGCCGGCCCGGGGCCCCGUUCGAGCCCGGCCGGCGGUAG